Messenger RNA from Emiliania huxleyi CCMP1516, 1758 nucleotides. RefSeq lists its product as hypothetical. The transcript is spliced from 12 exons. The coding region runs from base 52 to 1758 and encodes 568 amino acids. Gene Ontology annotation, molecular function: microtubule motor activity. Lineage: Eukaryota; Haptophyta; Isochrysidales; Noelaerhabdaceae. The record is from RefSeq and is a predicted model, not a curated record. Gene Ontology annotation, biological process: microtubule-based movement.
GGACAGGAGAUCAGCACGAUCAAGGCGCAAAAGGUGGCGCUCACGCGCCGAAUGCGCGACGAGGCGGACUCGCACCGCGCGCAGCACCAGGCGCGCGAGCGCGAGCUGGCCAAUCUGCGCCGCAAGGGGGAGAGGACGGCGGCGCAGCUGGACCGGCUGCAGCAGGACCACGCAAGGCAGGGCGCCGUGCUCAAGCGCAAGAACGAGGAGGUCAUUGCGCUGCACAAGCGCGGGCAGCACGGCCGGCUGGGCGCCGCACCCGAGGCUCCUCGGGGCGGCGGAGCGCCGCUAGUCAGCCGCCCCGCGUGGGGAGCACCGGGCAAGGUGACGGCUAUCGACCAGAACCUGCCCAAUGUGGCCCGCAAGACGACGAUGGCCGCGCAGGCGCGGCAGGCGCCCUCGUUUGAGCGGCGCGGGCACGGCGACACGAAGUCGGUCAACGGACGGCCGGCCAAGGAGUGGUUCACGGAGCAAGUGAGCGUCGCGGUGGACCACCAAAAGCUGCGCGACUCCAAAGAGGUGCUCGUCGAGGAGCGCCGCCGGUGCAACCUUGACAUUGUCGCCAAGGAGAGCCAGCUCAAGGAGGGCGCAGCGUCGGAAAACACGCCGCGUGAGCUCGAGGAGCUCAAGGCUCGCCGCGAGGCGCUCAACCGCGAGAUCUGCGAGCACAACCAGAAGCUCUCGGCAAAGGACGACCUCGCGCACGUCAAGAUCGAGACGAUCUCGCAGCUGCAGCUCGCGAGGUCGCUGCUGCACUGCGCGUUCGACCAGAGUGUCCAGGCUUUCACGGCGCUGCACGCCGGCAAGGCGCAGCUCGCGCACAAGGAGGAGGGCCUCCAGGCGGCGCGCGACACCACCAACACCGUGAGGCUGCAGCUGAUGCGGGAGCGUUCAGAGGGCAGGCGACAGGCCGCGCGCGACGCAGCAGAGAUCAAGGCGCUGCAGGAGGCCAACGCUGCGCUCCAGGCGCAGGCUCGGAGGCGGACCCGCGAGAUGCCCGAGUCCGAGUCGGACGAGUCGGACGAGUCGGAGUCCGAGUCGGAUGCUGUGGGGGAGACGUCCGACGAAGACUGGAUGGAGACGGACGAGGCGCGACCGCUGCGCCGGCCGUCACGCGUCUCCACGGCGGCAGCGGCCACGUCGGGCAUGUUUGACGCGGUGGAAAUGGAGCCAGGGAUGGCCACGCGCCGUUCGCGCCGCUCCUCGGUCGCGCGCCGUCCGAGCCCGAGCGCCAUCUGCCGCUCGGCGGCCGCGCUCGAGCCCGCCGCGGGCUUGACGCCUGAGUCGGAUGCGCUCAAGGAGCGAAACAAGGAGCCUCUCAUCGACCGGCUCUCCCGGAAGGGGAGGCGCGCGCCGGAGGGGCCCAAGGCGCCCGAGGGGCCCAAGGCGUCGGCCGCGGUCCUGCUGCCGGCGCCGAUGCCGGACGCGACGCUCGCGGGCGCGGGCGAGGCGGCAUCGCGCUUGCUUGAGGUGGCGACGCCCGACCGCGGUCUGAAGAUGGAGGGCGCGCUGAAGGCGCUCGACGUCACGCAGACAAACGACGAAUUGCGCGAUGGCAUCAACGGCUUGCGGCGCAGGCUCGCCGAGACCGCCGUGGAAGAGCCGCGCACGGCAACGCCGGACGUGACGUCUCAGAUCGAGGAGAAGCUGCGGCAGGAGAAGGCGCGGCAGGACGACGCGUCGGAGAAGAUGAAGAAGGCGGGCUUCUUCCAUCGCAUGGUGAGGUCGGUGUCGUCGCCGCGCGUGGUCAAAGAGUAG